Drosophila nasuta is the source of this 2018-nucleotide messenger RNA. Its product is annotated as beta-1,4-glucuronyltransferase 1. Bases 292 to 1698 code for a protein of 468 amino acids. NCBI's taxonomy places the organism in Eukaryota, Metazoa, Arthropoda, Insecta, Diptera, Drosophilidae. The record is from RefSeq and is a predicted model, not a curated record. The transcript is spliced from 3 exons.
UACGCACUUUAGUAUUGCCAAAAAUUUAAUGUGAAAAGUUUUGUUGACCGAUGGACCCAUGACGACAAAUUGACCUCAUAACGAAAUUGUGACAAUGGUCAACACGUAAUUAGGAUAGUUUUACUCGUGCAAUUGGAUAGCAUUUUCAUUCGAACUUAUCAUCGAGAGCAACAUUAUGUUAAUAGUGUCAUAACAGCUGAGAACUGAGAACAUUUAUAUUGACUUUUUUGUUGGUCAAAACUCAGAGUUCCAUUGGCAGUUUGACGCUCGGAUCGAAUAGAAUUAACUGCAAUGGCUGCAAAGUUCAAUAUUCGUAACUUGCGCGUAUUUUUGCUACUUUUGCUGAUGACUAUAGCCGCUUUCCUGCUGCUCUCAAAUGUGGAGCAAGUGCAUCAAUUGGCAGUCACUCAACAGCCACACCGCAACGAGAAGAUCGAACUGGAAUCCUUGGAGCUAGUGGAAGAAACCUACAAAGAUAUUCCACUCGAACAUAAGAUGACCACAGAAUCGCCCAGAUUAGUCACCCAACGAACUUUAGAACUGAAAAAGCUUCUCAAGUGCCGCGAUCGCCAAUUGAAACUUGAGAAAGUUCAACAUGGCGAUUACUGGGUAAUCAAGAACUUGGUCAUUGGCAGAGAAAGUCAACGCAUGGGUUGCGCAGAGUCCAUUACUUAUACCACAAACGGAGACUUCACGUUCUUCGACAAUCUCGAGACGGUGGCACAACGCUGGCUGGGACCCAUCAGCUUUGCCAUACACUCUCCGGGCUAUGAUCUGAACUCUACGCUGGACGCCAUACAGUAUGUGAGAAACUGUUUGCCGGGCAGUCAAUUGAUCAGCGACUACGUGAGCUUCCACGUCUUCUUUGCCCAUGCCCAUAUGCCUGAGUAUGUGCCCUACGAUGAGAGCGAAACACUAAACUGGCCCUACAAUUGCGUGGCAGAGGACGGAGAUCUAUUGAUGCCACCUUAUUACCAGAAUCGGAACCAGAUGUACAAAGUGCAGGCGAAUAUGACGUAUCCGAUCAAUGUGGGACGAAAUAUAGCCAGACAGGCGGCCAACACUCACUUCAUAUUCGCCUGCGACAUUGAGCUGUAUCCAAGUCUGGGAUUUGUGGAUCAAUUUCUCAAUAUGGUCUAUCACAACAAUAGUGUGCUGCAACUGAAUCCUAAGCUGCCUCCGAGGGUUUAUCCGCUGCCAGUCUUUGAGAUCCAUGAGGAUGUGAUGGUGCCCAACGACAAGAACGAACUCAUGCAGUUGUUUCACAAGAAGAAGGCUCAACUCUUUCAUGCCCACUUGUGUCAGAAUUGUCACAAGGUUCCCGGCUAUCAGAACUGGCUAAACCAAAAGUUCAACUCAUCAGAUCAACUUAAAUUGUUUAGCAAGACAUUGAGACAGGACACCUUUAAGUACUGGGAACCCUUUUAUGUCAGCGACAAUCGUGAGCCAUUCUUCGAUGAGCGAGUCACCUGGGAAGGACAGUCGAAUAAGCGCAUUCAGGGCUACGCCAUGUGCUUGCUGGGCUAUGAAUAUCAUGUGCUUCAUCCUGCCUUCUUAGUUCAUAGUCCUGGCAUCAAGAUCCCAAGUGGGAACUCUACACGCGCAAUUUACGCCAAAGAGAUGACCAAGUUCAUCAAGUCCAAGAUUCAACCCGAGUAUCGAGUGCUCUAUGGCAAAAAUAAGAAAUGUUUCACAUGAUUGAAAGUAAAUUAUUAAAAAGUCGAAAGAUCAAUAAUGUUUGCUCUGCAUUCAAGUAUUAUUCCGAAUUUGUAGGUCUACCCAGUAUAAAUAAUUUAUUUAAUUUUGUACCUUUUUUAGAAAGUAAUUACAAAUUAUUAGUAAUUAAAGGUUUAGAAAAACUUUUAGAUCUAGACACAAUGUGUAUUUUAUUUUAAAUGCUUCAGCUGAGUCGUAGUGCAAUGUUCAGAUAUAUUUUAACGAAUUUUAACAAUAAUUAUAUUUGUAUUACUUAAUAACCUAUUUCCAACUAUUUUCACUGUAAUUGAACCAUUACUUUU